AUGUCUUCGGGAAUCUCUGUGUCGGAAAAAAGGGAAAAAUUUACGGUCUCUUUGCUGAUUAGGCUCAAGACAAAGAAGAGGCCGAGAUCGAGGAGGAGGAAGAAUGAGGGAUCAUCGGAGGUCGAAAAGGAGGUGAAUCCUACAAAUGGAAAGAUUAUUAAAAAGAAAAGACUAACUGCAAAAAUGUACAAAAAGUCUUUCCAAAAUUCUAAACAUAAAACGUUGUUAAAUGAAACUGAUGAUGUCCCCAAUGAAUCUGGUUCGGGUUCUAAACAUAAAAAACAAAGGGUUGCUUUAAAAGGAGGAGUUUCACAUGGCAAUCGAGAAGCUGAUCGCAAUUCGUCUCAUAUCUCUGCAGAGGAUGGUGUGAGUUGCGAGAUUGUGCUCAAUUCAGAUGAAGCUGUUGACGUUGAGCGUAAUUUGAGAGGUUUUUGUGCAAUAUGCAUGGCUGAUGGAGAUCUUUUAUUAUGUUCUAGACAAGGAUGCGGAAAGAAGUAUCAUCGCUCCUGUAUAGAUCCUUCUUCACCUCUUGUGUCUCUUGAAGCAUGGGUUUGUGGCUCUUGUACAAAGAACCAGAUAGAAUUUGGGAGUGUUGAUCUAUCUGCAUUUCAAUUUAAGGCAUCAACCAAAGUACCCAAUCAUGUACUUCCGUACGUUAAUAAACUUCGUGAUUAUUGGCACCGCGGUCGAAAUGCUGUUUGCUUUGAUACCCAGGACCGACUACUUAAGGUGGUCUUUUUUGUAAUAUCCUUGCUGGAUAACAUGAAGAAGCCUAUUUUAAUCAUAGCUGCUUCAAAUGCCAUUUCCUUGUGGGAAGCCAAAUUUUCAAAAUGGUCUAAGCUCACUAAUGUCGUAACAUAUAAAGGGAGCGAACAUGUGCGGGCAACCAUUAGAACAUCGAAGUUUUAUCAUGAAAAUGAGUCUAUGAAGUUUCAAGUGCUUUUAUCUACUCCAGAUGUCAUUGUUGAGGACCUGGAAGCGCUUGGUCAUAUUAAAUGGCAAUUGAUUGUGAUAGACCAGUGCCAGCGCCCCUCAAUUUCAACACAAUGUAUGAAAAUUAAGAGGCUUGUUUCUGAUAUGAAGCUACUAACAAUUACUGGUGAUAUAGUGGACUACCAAAAUAUUAUUUCAUUGCUUGAUUCUAAAUAUGACGAGAUACAUACAAAUGCCGCCAAGAAAACUAGUGAGGACGCUGAUGCAUUAAAAACUAUAUUGUCGCCUUUUAUCGCAUUUGAGUGCAAAGACAACACUUGUGAGCUUGUAGAGUAUUGGGUCCCGGCUCAUCUUUCUCAUAUGCAAAUUCAACAAUAUUGCUCAUUAUUAAAUUCCAAGUUGGGGGCACUCUCUUCAUCUCGAAUACAUAACUCAUCACUUCAUGACAUUAUCACCCAAACACAAAAGUGUUGUGACCACCCGUAUCUGGUGGAUCCUACUUUGCGUAACUCUUCUAAAAGAGAUUCUUCAGGUGAUACAUUGAGUGCUGACAUCAAUGUUAGCGGCAAACUACAACUUCUUGACAGAUUUCUGUUAAAGAUUAAACAGAGUGGGUUAAGAGUGCUUGUUCUUUACCAGUCAGUGGUUAGCUCAGAAAAGAUAUCCAUUGGAGAUAUUUUGGAUGAUCUUGUUUAUCGAAGAUUCGGCCAAGAUUUUUAUGUACGGGUCCCAGAGAAAGUUAUUUUCAGUUCUGCCCGAUAUAAGAAAAAGGAAGCAUUGGAAAUGUUCAAUCAUUUAGAGAGUACAAAGUUUAUAUGCUUACUUGAAUAUCGCUCUUGUCAUUCAAGCAUUACACUUUCACGUGUAGAUGUGGUGAUACUGUUCAACAGCAAUUUGAACCCCUCAAAUGAUAUAAGAUCCUUGCAGAAGAUUACCUACGAAUCACUUCGUCAUCCUUUGAUUGUUUUCCGCUUAUAUUCAUCAUUCACCAUCGAAGAAAAGGCACUAAUUCUUUCCAAGCAAGGCACCACUCUUGACAUCAAUGUUAACAAUAUUAGUUGGAUCAUUUGCCAACAACUUCUAUCCUGGGGUGCCUCCCACUUAUGCAGUAAGAUCGAAAGGUCCAAAAGCUUUCGAGCUUCAUCAUCAGAAAGAUUCUUCAUGGAUAAGUUGGUUCGGGAGUUGUCAUCUCUGUUGCGGAACAAGAGUGGCAAUAUAAAUCCCUCAAACUACUCAAUCAUAUCGCCUGUAAAUCUGGAAGAUGGAGCUUAUACAAGUAGUAUCUUAUUGUUAGGUGAGACAGAAGCCCACACAUUGGAAAGAGGAUUAAUUGAGCAAGACUUGAUUGCAAGUGGACAUAUCAAUUUUUGGACUAAUUUGCUAUUACUGAGUCAUCAAAGACAGAAUAAUUUGUGUAGCAGAAUAUCUCGGAGGGUAAAAAAGUCAACCAAAUACAGUCGUGGCGGGUUUCAAAGGUUUGAAGAUUCUGCAAUUACUAUCCCUUCUUUCAAGACAAAGCCUAGAAGUAAGAAAAAGGGACAUCAUAAAGCCAAGCAAAGUAAACUGCCAGGGAGCUGUGCACAGGUUGACGUUCAUCAAUCAUCUGAAAUGUUACCAGCCCCAGUCCAGGGUGAAAUUCAACGAGAAUUACCAGAGUGCAAUCUGACCAAGUUAUCUAGUUGUUCACUUUCACAACCAGAUGCACAAGUACCAGUAAUACCAUCAACAAGUAUUUCUGAUUCAGCUGCUUUAAAUCCGAGAAUAAAUAUUUUUCAACACAAUCAAUCUACGAAUACUUUUAGCUCCACGACGCCUCUUGAAACAGAAUUAAAAAGAGUUCAGAAGGAGCUAGAGCAAGUCACCAAGUUACAACAGGAAAAGAGAUUGGUGCUCCUUUCUGAAUGUGAAAGAGAGAUAUUAGAGAUACGCAAGAAAUAUGAUGCUUUAGUCGAAGAAUCUACAAUGAGUUUAAUGAAUCAAAUGAAGAAUAUUGAGGAAUAUUACAAGCUUCUAUAUGCCAAUAAUCAAUUGGCUGAGCUUUGGGCACAUGCUUGUGACAAUAAUCCCGAUGGAACUUUUUUGAAGGAAGCAAAUAAAGAAAUAAGCUCAGCCAGAGUUCCCGCAACCCCUGCAUCUGCACUUGUACGUCCAGCAAACCCAUGUUCAACCAGCGGUGCCAACACUUCUUUCUCUGGGCCUAGUCGAGGCAGACUAGAAUUACGUCGCGCAGCCCCUCAUCUAAGUUCAAACCCAUCAUUAUUUGUAUCGCCUCACAGCCUACCGUCGAUACCAGAACCUUCUUUUCUUGAUCCAUUGCCCACUUUAUCAACUCCCCAAACGCUGCCAUGUAUUCAAAUAGAUUCGAAGAAUGGGAUUUAUCAAGUAGAUGCAGGUCUGCCCAAGCUUCCAUUGAGUUGA
Molecule: messenger RNA, 3351 nt
Organism: Erigeron canadensis
Lineage: Eukaryota; Viridiplantae; Streptophyta; Magnoliopsida; Asterales; Asteraceae
Product: chromodomain-helicase-DNA-binding protein 4-like
Exons: 14
Coding region: 1-3351 (1116 amino acids)
Biological process (GO): chromatin remodeling; negative regulation of transcription by RNA polymerase II
Cellular component (GO): chromatin; nucleus
Molecular function (GO): ATP-dependent chromatin remodeler activity; histone binding; ATP binding
Source: RefSeq, a predicted model, not a curated record